UCCAGGGAAAAUAAAUGAAGAUUGUCCACUUGCAUUUUAGAGGGAAUGCCCGUCAACAUCAUUCAGCUGCUUAGUCACGAGAGUUGAUCUGAAUCUCCUACAGAAAUUUCAGUUUCUCCUUCAAGGCAGUAAGAAAACACCAAGCUACCAUGGAUGACUGCAUGGAUUAUCCAUCUGCAUCACACGCACAGUGGCAUUCCUUGGGUAAUGAGCCAGUGUGACUAAUGAAGCAGACGGUAAUGAGCUUCACCCUUUAUUCUUUCAUUAGUGUUCUCUAUGGGUAUCUUUGCUGCUUAUUAUCCUUUCCUCCAUUAAAAGACAAUAAGCAAAGGAUAUGCAUUUGGUUCUGCUUUGUUUUGCUUUGGUUUUACUUUCUUUGCAUUGUGAACGUUUUGACUGCCAGAUGGGUUUCCCAAGACUCUUUGCUUCAGCGACUAAUUGGCUGAAGCACCCUGAUUUCAGUGUACUGACUAGCCCUCUGGCACUCUAUCCGUUUGAUUCUUCCCAGAUGAAGCCAACUGAAGGACGAGAACUAGAAAAUCACACCCUUCUGACAGAAUUUGUCCUCUCUGGAUUGUCCAGCCACCCAGAACUGCAGAGCUUGCUGUUCUUCACGUUCUGCUUGAUUUACACCUUCACCAUCACUGGGAACCUUCUCAUCUUCCUGGUCACAUUGCAUCCCACCCUCCAUAUGCCCAUGUACUUCUUCCUCCGGGUCCUUUCCUUCCUGGAUAUUUCCACAGCAUCCAUAGUUGUCCCCAAGAUGCUGGUAAACUUCCGGUCAGAGGACAGGAAAAUUUCCUAUGUGGGCUGUGCCACACAACUCUACUUUGUGAUUUUCUUGGGGGCCACUGAAUGCUACAUUUUGGCAGCUAUGGCCUAUGACCGGUACGUGGCCAUAUGCAACCCCCUUAGAUAUGCCAUCAUAAUGAACAGAAGAGCUAGUCUUUCCCUAGUCUUGCUGUCAUAUUGCAGUGGUAAUGUAGUGUCUGUGGUACAGACAGCUUGGGUGUUCACACUGCCGUUUUGUGGGCCCAGCAAGAUUAACUACUGCUUCUGUGAUAUUCCUCCACUCAUUGUGCUCUCUUGCACUGACACCUCCAUGUAUGAAAAGCAGAUAGUUACAGCCACGGUGCUAGUCAUCUUUACACCGUUUUGUCUUAUCCUGGUAUCCUAUGCCUGCAUCAUCUCCAGCAUCCUCAAGAUUUCCUCUGCAGAGGGCAGACGUAAGACCUUCUCCACCUGUUCUUCACAUCUUAUUGUUAUAACGCUUUAUUAUGGCAGUGGGACUUUGAUUUACUUACGGCCUAAGUCCGGUAAUUCACAGGACACUAAGAAAGUCUUAGCUCUCAUAUAUACAGCUAUAAUCCCCACACUAAAUCCCCUGAUUUACAGCCUGAGGAAUAAGGAAGUGAAAGCAGUGCUAAUCAGAAUAAUGUCUGAGCUGAUGAAGAAAUGAAUCUUUUCUUGUACAUGAAUGUGGUGCUUAAAUGUGCUAUGUCUGCUUAGGUCAUUGUGUAAGGCUUGCUAAACAGCUAGAAACACAAGGACAUUUUAUAGUUCUGAAUAUUUUGUCUUUAUUCAUGUAAUCAAUCAGUGCUAAACAAUUUAGAAUUUUCAUUUCUUUUUUGUCCUCUUGAGGAAGUAGUUUAUAAUAGACAUUUCUUUUAGACUGAAGCAAUCAAAAGCUACCCCACUUGCCAUGUCUUAUUCAGGCACUCGGUUCUGAAGAUGUUACUUUCACUAUGGGAGCUUCAGCUUCUUCUCACUUAAGAAAUAUUCUUCUACAGUGAGUGUUUUGUGUUAAGCAUAUUCAAAUUGAUGGUGCGUAGAUGGGUUGCUUUUUAUCUUUUUUGUAUAUGAUAUAUGAUAUUCCAUUCCUUCCAGCACAAAAGAAACCUACAGAAUGGAAGUGAUGAAUAAGUUACUUCCCUUGUUUUAGAGACUUCUUUUUUUUUUUUGAAGGUGUUGGGAACGCAACGGAAAGGAAAGGUAGAAUCACAGAAUGUCUUGGGUUGGAAGGGACUUUAAAGAUCAUCCAGUUCAAAUCCCCCUACCGUGGGCUGUUUGCCACCCACCAAAUCAGACUGCCCCGGGCUCCGGGAUGAAGAAAUAAUAUCCACUGAUAACAGCUUUGGGCAAGUGUUUACCUUUCCCAAACCAUUCAUUGUGGAGUGUAUGCAUGUAAGUCACUAGCAAGCUUCAAGCUGAAGUGCUGUCCAGUAGGAGACCCUGGGUCUGCUCUCAGACAGGCAGGGGGUCCGUGCUGGGGAACCCACAACUGCAAGGUGCAAGUGGAAUGAAAGUAUGGGUGCUGUCUGUUUGGUGUCUACAACUAGACAGUAACAGUUGCUGGGUUUGGGGAGGGUUACCAGGCAGACACAGAGCCUGUGUGAGGCAUCCAGGGGGGCACAUGCAUGUGAGGGGCCCAUGGCAAGAAUGUGUGCUUGCAGCGAGAAACAAGCUGGCAAGUAGGGGAUGUGUGGGGAGGGUUACAGGCUGAGAUCCAGACAGGGGUACAGGGCAAACAAGAGGUGCUCUGCCAGUGCUUGGAGGACCCAUGAAUGUGCGUGUGCUCAUGAACCCCAACAGUGUCGUGCGUGUACCCGCAUGAGUGAUCUGUCUCUGCCAGACCCAGACAAGGAAGAGGGCUGUGAGGAAAAGGUUAAUUGCUUCCCUCUGCUCAGCAAGGGAAGAGUUAACUGUUCUGACUGGAAGCUCAAAAAAAUCAAUUUGUCUCUGCACAGAGCUGUAGACAUUGGCCUGAGCACUUCCACCGGAUGUAUCAGGAGCAACAAACUGAUUAUGUGACAAGAACAAACUUUAGCUUCAGAGCAGAGCAAGGUCUCAGGGAGACAUAAUAGAAGACCGAGGCCAGCGUAAGACCCACACAUGUCCCUCUCACUGGAAGCUCCGGUUUGCAGACUCAGGUCAGGUGUAACAAUAUGACUGCAUGUACUUACAUAGCAUUUUGUUGCAAACUGUACAUAAGCUUCAGUGAAUUUUAAUAGUCAUCUCUGGAGGUGGGGGUCUCAUGAUCAUAACUAAACUUAAGUAAAACUGAGCCUUUUGUUAAUACACCUCCAGUGAUAAAUUUGUAAGCAGACUUCUACCACAUUUUGUGGGCACUUAAGUGCUAGUAAAGCCUUGGGUUAAUUGGAACAAUGGGUCUGAAAAGACAUCAGCAGACCACAGGAGGUAUAAGUGGCUCCAGCUACAGGCCUAGUGACUGGAAUCUGCAGUCUGAGGGAUUAUCAAAAGUUUAGAAUAUUAUGAAGAAGACUUUCUGCAAGUAAGAGAUCACUUCCAAGUAUGAAGCCGAUGAACUUUGUUAUAGAGCAUGAAAGAAACCAGAGAGAAUCAAUCAGGCCGAGGCUGAACUCCAAAAGCUGAACUUCCAAGACUAGGAAGCAUCAAGCAGGAAAAGGAAAUGCAGAGUUUCAGGCAAGUAUUCUCUAUUUAUAGAGUUUUGAUGCUGUGGAGUAGUAGGUCUGAGUAGUACAAUGAAAACUGUGAUCUUCUGGAGGAAAAUAGAUGUCACUUAGCUCUGCAAAUAAUGUAUCUGACCAAAAUCUCUCUCCCCGUCACUGGACAAACUCACAUCAUCUUGUUUGUGGCUGAGUGGCUGAAGUGGCUGAAGCUGGUAUGGUUACCAGUGGCCCAGGGAGCGCACGUGUCCAAGGACCUCAGUGUGACCAUAAUCCAGAAGAACAUGACAAUUCCUUUCAAGGAGCUGGGAUUCUUCUAAAGACAGUUAACGAUUCUGCCCUAACAGGCAACAAUUUGAGCAUGGGAAAAAGAUCAGGUGGCAGUUUAGGUGUUGUCCUGCAUGUCCUGUGUGUGUGCAUCUGCCUGUUUCAGGGAGAUAUGCUCAGUGUUCUUAUAAAUAGAAUUUGCAGACAGAAAAGCAGCAGUUGUUAGCCCGCAGUGAACACCAACCACCAGACUCACUCAACCCAGUUUGAAUUCCGUAUGCAAGCUUUAUUUAGCUGGCUGGCGACGGGUCACCUCGCACUUUGCAGUGCUCGGGGGCCCGUGCCGACUCGAUGAAAAGAUUUAGCUUGUAAAGACUGGAACAAUUUUUGUUACACUGUGCAGCAGUGUUAUCUAGAUUCACAAGGUUUGCAGUUUUGCAAGUCUAUUUUGUGAGCCGAAUCUAGCUGAACUGUUCUUCCUCCCCCCACCCUCACAGAAGCCAUUCCCUCCACAGGGACCGGUAUCUGCGUGAUAGCGCUGAUCCUGUUUGCCGAGAGUCAUCUGGUUCCUUCCUGGGUGAUGCAUCCCAGAUACUGCUCCUCCUUCUGGCAGAUUUGAGCCUUGUUGGCUGAAACUCAGGGUGUUGGUUCUGAUAUUCAACCAGGUCCUUGUGGGGUAUUUCAUCAAAAAUCGUCGGGGAGUUUUUUUGAAGCCUUGUGGCAACCGAGUCCAGGUUAGCUGUCCCAAAUACCCCCCAGAAGGAUCA
Messenger RNA from Numida meleagris (helmeted guineafowl), 4462 nucleotides. Its product is annotated as olfactory receptor 10A7-like. Bases 335 to 1459 code for a protein of 374 amino acids. Gene Ontology annotation, molecular function: olfactory receptor activity; G protein-coupled receptor activity. The record is from RefSeq and is a predicted model, not a curated record. Lineage: Eukaryota; Metazoa; Chordata; Aves; Galliformes; Numididae. Gene Ontology annotation, biological process: G protein-coupled receptor signaling pathway. The transcript is spliced from 2 exons. Gene Ontology annotation, cellular component: membrane.